GUAUAUUUAUAAAAAAAGAAACAUAUUGAGUCUUUAUGUACUUAUCCUCUAUGAGUUCAAUGCUUAAGCUUUAACGAUAAAUCUACUAAAUUUUUUUGUUUUGUUUUUGUUUAUGUAAGUUACCGAUGAGAUUAUCCCGGCAAGGUUAUCUAAGAGAGGUCGUAAUGCGAUAUUCAACGGUUUUAUUAUGUGGUGUUGUUCUGAUUCAGCUGUUUUCUGCUCAAAUCGAUGCUCAAAGAUCAAGAAGUCGAUGGCAGACGCUUAGUGGUGACCCUCCACUUGUGAUUGCUCGUGGUGGGUUUUCUGGAUUGUUACCAGAUUCGAGUAUUGAUGCUUACGGUUUCGCGAUCCAGACAAGUGUAGAUGAUGUUGUUCUAUGGUGUGAUGUUCAGCUUACCAAAGAUGGUGUUGGGAUUUGCUUCCCUGAUUUAAAUCUGGCCAAUGCUUCAACUAUAGAUCUUGUUUACCCAAAUCACAAACCUAAAUCUUACCCGGUUAAUGGAGUCACUAGGCAGGGUUGGUUCACCAUUGAUUUCUCCCUGGGAGAUCUCCAGAAUGUUUCUUUGAUUCGAGGAAUACUCUCGCGAUCGGAUAGAUUCGAUGGAAAUGGAUACGCCAUUUCAACGAUUCAAAACGUUGCCGAGAAGAUUAGUCCUCAAGGAGGCUUUUGGUUAAAUGUUCAGCACGAUGCGUUCUACGAGCAACAAAAUCUGAGCAUAAGCAGUUUUCUUCUUUCAGUUUCAAGAACUGUUUCCAUUGACUUCAUCUCUUCUCCUGAAGUGAAUUUCUUUAUGAAAAUUGUUGGCCAGUUCGGGCGUAAUGGACCGACUUCUGUGUUUCGGUUUCUUAGGAAAGAAGAUUUCGAGCAAACAACAAACCAAACCUACAGUUCUAUCUUGAGUAACUUAACUUUUGUCAAGACGUUUGCUUCAGGGAUUCUUGUUCCCAAAUCUUAUAUAUUACCACUCGAUGACAAGCAGUACUUGCUUCCUCAUACAUCCUUAGUUCAAGAUGCACACAAAGCAGGAUUACAAGUAUAUGUGUCAGGUUUCGCAAAUGAUGUUGAUAUCGCACAUAACUAUAGUUUCGAUCCAGUCUCAGAGUAUCUAUCUUUUGUGGACAAUGGCGAUUUCUCUGUCGAUGGCAUGCUCUCUGAUUUUCCCUUAACUGCAUCUUCAUCCAUUGAUUGCUUCUCCCAUAUUGGCAGAAACGCUACAAAACACGUUGAUUUUCUUGUCAUAUCAAAAAAUGGUGCGAGUGGGGACUAUCCUGGAUGUACAAACUUGGCAUAUGAGAAGGCAAUCAAAGAUGGUGCCGAUGUUAUUGAUUGCUCCGUCCAAAUGUCCAACGAUGGGACACCCUUUUGUGCAAGUUCUAUCGAUCUUGGGGAUAGCACAAUGGUCGCACAAACUCCUUUCAGAAACCGUCAAACAACUGUUUCUGAGAUUAGCUCAGAUGGUGGAAUAUACACUUUUAGUCUAACCUGGCCUGAGAUCCAGAACUUGACUCCUGCUAUUUCAAACCCCUACAGGUCAUACGAUAUGCUUAGGAAUCCGAAUGAGAGAAAUUCUGGGAAUCUUAUUUUGCUUUCUCAAUUCCUAGACUUGGCAAAGAACUCCACAUCUCUCUCUAGUGUUUUGAUCAGUGUUGAGAAUGUAGUGUACCUGAGAGAGAAGCUAGGGCUAGACCUUAUUAAAGCUGUUCUGGACACUCUCACAGAAACUGGUUACAGCAACGUAAAUACCACAACAAAGGUUAUGAUUCAGUCUACUAACAGCUCGGUUCUACUUGACUUCAAGAAGCAAAGCAAGUACGUGACAGUCUACAGAAUUGAAGAAACCAUUAGUGAUAUUCUUGACUCGGCUAUACAAGACAUAAAGAAAUUUGCCGAUGCUGUUGUCAUUGGAAAAUCAUCAGUCUCCACCGCCACCAGAAGCUUUGCCACCAGGCAAACCAAUGUUGUUGAGAGGUUGCAAAAGUCUCAACUUCUGGUUUACGUGGAAAUAUUUCAGAAUGAGUUUGUCUCUCAAAAAAGGGACUUCUUUUCAGAUCCCACUGUUGAGAUUAACACAUAUACCUAUGGAGUUGGUAUCAAUGGAACCAUUACAGAGUUCCCUUUCACAGCUGCAAGAUACAAAAGGAAUAGAUGUUUGGGUAGAGAAGAAAUACCACAAUACAUGUUACCUAUUCAACCCGGUAGCCUUUUAGGUGUUGUGAGUCCUUUGUCCUUACCUCCAGCCGAAGCUCCAAGCCUGAUUUUCACAGAUGCUGAUGUCACUGAGCCACACCUACCUCCGGUUUCAGCAAAAUCCCCAACCUCAUCAACCAAUACAGGAGCACCUAUCGGACAAACCCGACUCCCUCUAUCUAUUUUUCUCUCUGGUUUUGCCUCUCUUCUACUUACGUAAUCGUCCUUGACUACUUGCCAUAUACAAUUUCUCCUUUUUAUGUUAUUUUGACUUGUAGUCCACAGGAUGAAUAUUUUGCCGUUCUCUUUCCAAGCAGUAUGUAUGUUAUGUCAAUUUUAAAAACUAAUUUUGGUACAUGCGAAAUGUUGUCUUAAAUAAAAAUUUCUGUUGAAGUUUUUC
Molecule: messenger RNA, 2588 nt
Organism: Capsella rubella
Lineage: Eukaryota; Viridiplantae; Streptophyta; Magnoliopsida; Brassicales; Brassicaceae
Product: glycerophosphodiester phosphodiesterase GDPDL1
Exons: 8
Coding region: 126-2408 (760 amino acids)
Biological process (GO): lipid metabolic process
Molecular function (GO): glycerophosphodiester phosphodiesterase activity
Source: RefSeq, a predicted model, not a curated record